Ilyonectria robusta is the source of this 708-nucleotide messenger RNA. RefSeq lists its product as uncharacterized. The coding region runs from base 1 to 708 and encodes 235 amino acids. Lineage: Eukaryota; Fungi; Ascomycota; Sordariomycetes; Hypocreales; Nectriaceae. The transcript has 3 exons. The record is from RefSeq and is a predicted model, not a curated record.
AUGACCUCUCACCGUGAUAAAAUCCUCCUCCGUCCCGCUCGCCGUCUCCUCUUUAAGCGGAUUGCAAGGGGUCGCAAGCCAGCGCGAGCCGCGACCGUGCGAGACAAAGUGGGAACCGCCGCCGAUCGAAAACAAACAGUCGGCCAUGUUGCCGUAGGCCAGACGGCGCUGCGAGAGCCCACGCCGCUGAGCCGCCGCCUGGCUGCCGUGUCGCCGCGUCGAACCUGCGAGGACGGCCUAGCUGGGCUGUACUCGAGCCUGAGAAGCGCGGGAGGCGGGGCAGAAGAAUCAAACAAAGGCCAUGGUGGACGAGGUGCUCCCGGUAUGCUUGAGGGGCAGUUGGAUGGCCUGGGACACUUCGGGAGAGGCCAUACGACGUAUAUACUCAAGAGAAGGGGCGUGGAGGCUGUUCUCGUCACGGAGGAUCCAUUGGGAAGAGUCGUACGGCGUGUUGGCAACUGGCAUCAUGUUGGAGGAUCAGCGCUGUUAGGGCUCGUGUUAUUUAGGUCUAUGGAGUCAUGGACGGCAUGGAGCUGGCUUCUGAACGUCGUCUUCCGCACCGCGUCUUCUUGGUUUAGCUUAGAAUUUGGGCUCUGGAUCAAAUCACCAACAUAUACUCUUCGCAGGCGUUAUCUCGAAAAGACCAAGCAUGCUGCAAGCCCAGAAGCAAGCACCCAAGUAGAAGACCAACUUCCAGGGCGCAUUUGA